Molecule: messenger RNA, 5526 nt
Organism: Vombatus ursinus (common wombat)
Lineage: Eukaryota; Metazoa; Chordata; Mammalia; Diprotodontia; Vombatidae
Gene: STXBP6
Product: syntaxin binding protein 6
Exons: 6
Coding region: 275-907 (210 amino acids)
Biological process (GO): regulation of SNARE complex assembly; exocytosis; Golgi to plasma membrane transport
Cellular component (GO): exocyst; plasma membrane
Molecular function (GO): phosphatidylinositol-4,5-bisphosphate binding
Source: RefSeq, a predicted model, not a curated record
AGGCUGCAGCUGGAGCCCCAGUGACUGGAGUUGGAGUUGCCGGGAGUUUUCCCUCUCACCCCUCCCUAGCUGCGCGCGCGGGAGAAGGAAACGGAGCGGAGGAGGCAGCCCGGGCCCGACCGAGCCUUCCUUGCUGGAGCCCAGCACUCCGCGUGGGGUAAGCCCCACAGAUAGAGGCGGCUAGAGCCGGGGCGCGUGCCGCGCACUUGUACCUCCGGGAGCACUAGCCGCGUUGCGAGAGAAAUUACUGGGUGUCCUCCAUCUUUGAUCUACAAUGAGUGCCAAAUCUGCAAUCAGCAAAGAAAUUUUUGCACCUCUUGAUGAGCGGAUGCUGGGAGCUGUCCAAGUCAAGCGGAGGACAAAGAAAAAGAUUCCUUUCCUAGCAACUGGUGGUCAAGGCGAAUAUCUAACCUACAUCUGCCUGUCAGUGACAAACAAAAAGCCCACACAAGCAUCUAUCACAAAGGUCAAACAAUUUGAAGGCUCCACAUCUUUUGUACGAAGGUCUCAGUGGAUGCUUGACCAGCUUCGCCAGGUUAAUGGUAUCGACCCCAACCGGGAUUCUGCAGAAUUUGAUUUACUAUUUGAAAAUGCUUUUGAUCAAUGGGUGGCAAGCACAGCUUCAGAAAAAUGCACCUUUUUCCAGAUUCUCCAUCAUACUUGUCAGCGGUACCUCACAGACAAGAAACCAGAAUUUAUUAAUUGUCAGUCCAAGAUUAUGGGAGGAAACAGCAUACUUCAUUCAGCAGCAGACAGUGUAACGAGUGCAGUGCAGAAGGCCAGCCAGGCCUUGAACGAGCGUGGGGAAAGGUUAGGUCGAGCAGAGGAAAAGACAGAAGACAUGAAGAACAGUGCCCAGCAGUUUGCCGAAACUGCUCACAAGCUUGCCAUGAAGCAUAAGUGCUGAAGUACUUACUGCCUAUCCUGAUGACCCUCCCAAGAGAAAUGGAAAAGAUUGGUUCAGCAGUUUUUACAAGAAUUCCAAAAUUCCACCUGCUUCUUGUUGCCAAUUCAUUGGAAAUUGGUUUGUGUUUUUUUCAGACAUUAGUAUUGGAGAGGAGGGGAAAGAUGUUGUGUUUUUACAUUUCUGUAGUGACCUUAAGAAAUGCUGCACUAUCUUCAAUUUGGGGAGGGAGGAAUUUUUUUGGGUAUUUUUUCCCCAAAAUGUCUUAGAUGUUUUGUUUUUUAAGUAAGAAAAAUGGACCAAAUAACUUGAACAGGGUGAAAACUGGCAAAAUCUGGAUUUUUUCCUGAUAUGAAACAGGAAGACAUUUUAAUUUGGCUACAUCAAAUGUUAUUGUUUCUGUAUGAAAAUAAAAUUCAAAGAGUGAUUAAUUUUUUUCCCCUCAUUUUUGUAGCUAGUGUUAGCGGAAUCAGAAAGUUAGAAUUCUGUAUCCUGGGACAUUAAAAGUCUCUAUUAUGGAAAACAACUGGAUUUAUCAAGGGAAACAGCCGUCUUAGAUUUUGCUCUUUGCCUAGCUACCUUUUGCAUGAGCCAUCACCAGCAUUCCAAAAAGCAAAACAGAGUUGCCGAUAAGAUUCUGCUUUCUGUGUUGCAGGUUCAGUGUUUCUGCUACUUAUUUCCAGAAUGAUCCUUUUUUUUAAAUUUACUGUGAAAAAUAUAAAUGUGAAGUUAAAGUCUUAAGAAAAAAUUUCAUUUAUAAUUGAGUAGUUUCCCUGUGUACAGGGAAAGUAGUUAUGAUGACACAUGAUUCCUUUACCCUCUAGUAGCUGGUGGGGAAGAAUGGGUUGAGUAGGGAGGAGAAUUUGCCCUGUGGGAACUCCCUUACCAACCCGUCUGUGACUUAGCAGAUAAGAAAUAAGAAACUGCCUGAAGCAAAGGGAUUAAAUGACUUGCCUCAAUAAAGGUCAGUAGGAAGAGAUUUGAAGCUAAAUUUCUUCUUUGCUCCCAAGUGCGGCCCUUCAUCCAUGGCCCCAUUACAAUCUAGUGGGAGGGGUUAGAACAAACAUGAAUUAGCACAUAAGAGUGAUACAGCCAAAGUACCAUUUCUGAUGUGAGAGAGAGCACUUCUGUUCGAGGGGAUGAGAAAUGGAAGGCACCAAUUUGCCAUCUCUUCACCUUCUGAAGAAAACCUUAAUAUGGUAAUUUCUGAAGCAUGUGUUAUUUACAAGGGUUUUUAGCAGCCUUCUAGGUGAAAGCUUUUAGGUUACAGCAACAUUGUUCCUCAAAAGUCAGCUCUCAAACAUUUAGUGAUGGGCAUUUAUUAUGGUAUGGGCCUGAUGGUGUCUGUCCCAUGCCUAAGGGGCAGCAUUUUCCUAUUUAGACAGGAACUUGGGCUACAUGUGCCACAGAGGACUAAGUCUCCAAGUACUGCAAGAAGUCUUCAAACAAAGGUCAGAGAUCACAUGUUGGUAAUAGUGUAGAGGGAAAAGCUUGAUAAAGUAUGGUUUUGACUUGAUGGUUUCUGAGGUACCUUCGAGUUCUUACAUGCUAUGAUUCUGAGUUGCAAUAAUUUGAGAGUUAGUGACCAUUUGAGAGUUAGUGACCAAUAAUUUGAGAGUUAGUGCUUUUUUUUUUGUCAUUGUCCCUUAUAUUUUUUUUUGUUUUGCCCUGGACUUGUUGGUUUCAUUAAUAUAAAGAGCUUCCAGCACAAAAACCUCCUCAGGUGAUUCAAAGUGCCACCUGUUCCAGUCUUAGACAAUUGCCUGGGACAUAAGAGGUUAAAUGACUAGUCCAGGGUCAUGUAGCCAAUAUGUGUCGCAGGCAGAACUUGAACCCUAGUCUUCCUGGUUUCAAAACUUGGCGUUCUGUCUAUCAUGCCAGGCUGCCUCUCAAAUGUGGUAGUUAUUCUAAGAAAGGACCUGAAUUUUAUCAAGAAUCAACUGGUCCUGGGGCAGCUAAGUGGUGCAGUGGAUAGAGCAUCAGCUCUAGAGUGAGGAGGACCUGAGUUCAAAUCCUACCUCAGAUGCUUACUAACUGUGUGACCCUGGGCAAGUUACUUAACCCAUUUGCCUCAAAAAAGAAAUGCUCCAGAUAAAAAUCUGUACAAAUAAGAAGGAAAAAAAAAGUCACAUUUAUAUCCUUUUCUGUCUUUCCAUGAAACUGUCUAUUUCAGAGAGAUUAUCAUAGUGUCCUAGGGCAUUCUUAGUGCCAUAUCCAUAUUGAUUUUAUUUUUACUUUUUUUGCUAUUUAUUCAUGUAGUUUAAAUCAUAGGGAUUUUGACAAACCACUUCUUAUAACCAUUGCGACCUUCCCUAAGAUGGUAUCAGGCCAUGUAGGCAUGAUGCCUUUCCAUUACAAUGGAUUUUAUUCACACUCCUCCUUAAAGCUUAGACUUUGGAAGUAGUAAAGAUGUUUUUUUUCCACCAAAAGUUAAAAUGCUAAGUACAGGAAUGAUGACUGCUCUUCUCCAUGAGAAUAUGCUGCCCAGCAUAUCCCAUGCUUGGUUGCCUUCCUAGGCCUCUCAUUGCAAUGCAUUGAUUUCUAAAAUGCUUGAUUCCUCUAAAUCCCAUUCCUGCCUCCUUCCCAUUGAGCCCAGGGUUAGUAUAGUCCAAGGGUGUUUGGUGUAGAAUCCAAGUAACCUUUCAUGUUGCAGAAUAAAAAAACACUGCAUUAUUAAUGUCCAUUUAAGCAGCUGACAUGUCCUGAUAAAGCAGUUCCAGGGACACUAUAAAUUGUAGUUGUUGGAAAAGAAAUCUCUUUGGCAAUGCUGGCAUGUCAGAAAGGAGGUAGAAUGUAUUUGAGAUGAAUUUUUGAGUCCUCUUAGGGAGACAACCCAGUUAAAGACAUCUCCCCAUAAAAGAUAGUUAGUAAGCUAUUUUUAACAACAUUUUGUAUUAUUUUCCUUUGGGGACCUGGGAACUUAAAGAACUGAGUAACGUGACAUCUAGCAAGCAAAGCUGGAGGCCUUUAAAGUUGCCAGACAUAGAUGCCAUAUGUUAUAGCAGAUAGUUUUGCAAAACCUCAUUGUAUAGGCUAUUAGCAGAAUUAAUAGGAGUCUUGAAAAAUAUUUGGCCCCUAGUAUUUUAUCUUUGACGGUUCAGCUUUGUCAGAAAAGGACACAAUAGAUCUUUCUGCUUAUUAGGUUUUUUUUAAUUGUAUACUUUCUAGGAAAACAAAACCAAUGAGGACAGAAAGAAAGAAAGGGAGGGAGAGAGAGAGACAGACAGACAGACAGACACGAGAGACUCUACCUGUGACAACCUUCCCAAUCAUUCAUUCUGCAAGAUUUAUUAAGUGCUUACUAUGUGUCAGGCACUGUCCUACGUGCUGGAGAUAAACAAAAUGGCUUUUAGGGUCAUUAAAUAUGGGCCUGGGGAGAGGAGGAAUAUGCAAUUAUAUACAAUAUAUGUGUGUCCAUGUAUAUAUAAUUGCAAAUUGAAUUCUGGCCAUCUAAUAGCCACUUAGCUAGCACAUAAAAUUGAAGAUAAGAAAAAGUCAAAUAGAAAGACACAGAUAACUAAACUUUAGGGGAAUCUGUUGCUAAUAGUUAGACAACAGUACAUGUUAUUUGGUGAAGCCACCUUAGAAAGACUCAAGAUGAUGUAGUUAUAUAACACAUUGUGAGAUUCUUUCCAGGUAGCAUAAAGAGUAAUUAGUCUUCUUAAAUGAAAGUCUGAAAUGCCUUCCCUCCAUUCCCCUUAAUGCCUGUUAAUAGUUUUGAAUGGGGACUCCCUAUUGAAAGUGGUCUUGUUUAAAAGAAAGCCCAGCCCAACCCUUUUCUAGCUUCUAACACCAAUUUGCUUAAUGACUUAAUGUACCCAUGUCUUACGUGUCGCCACUCCUAUUAGGAUAGCUAUACCUUCUCUACUUCCCAGGGCUGUUAUGGAGAAUCACAUGAGAAUGUGUGAAAUACUUUGAGCUCUUCUAGAGAAGGUGUUUCAGUACAAAGCAUUCAUGUAUUACUCAUAACCUAAGACCAAGAGCUUAAAAAGACUUGAAUAGUUUGGGACCAAUUCAAUUCACUGAGAAGAUUUUUAACUUGUGUUUGUUUCGUUCCUGCUGCUCUAUACGUUUAUGGAUGUCGUAUUUCUGAUGAAACUCUUCAACUGUACCAACAACCAAACCAUCCUAAAGAGAAACUUCUAGUAGGAUAGCUUCUUCCUGGAACUUAGCUGUAGCCUCUUUCACUAGUAUUAUUAGAUAUUUGUGUACAGAAAGUAUACAGUUAUUCAGGUUAAUGUUUCAUAUUAAAGAAUGUAUUUGUAAAAUGUAACAAGAUCAGUAGUUAACUUUUUUUAAGCUCUGCAAAGAAUAAAAAAGAUUAUGUUAGAAUGUAAAGCUACAGGGAAAUCUGUCUUAACACUACUUUUGUGGCUUGUGAAGGUCACGCAUUCAUGUGAAAUUAUUAGCAGAGUGUCCUAAACAAGUAAUCUUAAAGUUAAGUUUUGCUCUAAUUUGCCAAAUUGUAACAUUGUCAAUAUCUGUUGUACAGUAACUAAUUCCUCAAGAAAUUCUCCAAGACAUCAAACAUAAUUUUGUUUUCUUUAGCGACAAGCUCAACUUGAUCUGUGGAUUCGUCAUUGCAAACACCAAUUUUGUCAUUAAAUAUUUUAAUUCUGUGA